AUGGCCGAGGACGCGGCGAGGCCUUUCCUGCAGCAGGGGCCGGAAGAUGACUUGGGGCCCCGACUGCUAAACAGCUCCAACAACAACACGACUGCGGCCGAACCUCCCGCCACGGACAGGGCGUGGGCGGUGGCUUUCAAGGCCAACGUUGCCAUCACCGUGGUGUCGGCCUUUUCCUUCGGCAGCGCGGGGCUAGACGAGUUUGUCGGGGGAGACGAAUCAGGCCGACGUUUGUCGACCGGCGGUGGGGGCGGCGUUGUCGGUCCGGCGCUGGUUGUCUUCGGGAUUGUCGGCCUUGCCUGGGCGUUCGCGUGGGGGGUGCUCCAUGCCGUCAUCAACUACUCAGAGAGAAUCCUCAAGAUAGCCUACUUAAGCCUUGCCGGGAUCUCGGGCAUGGCCGCCGUCUCUGCUCUCGCCGCCGGUCACUGGUUCGGGUGCCUGUUCCCCGCCUUCCUGUGCGCCUGGACCGUACGGUUCUACUUGAAGCGCCAGAGCCGGAUCCGCUUCGGCUCCGCCAACCUCAAGGUCGCAGGCCUAGCCGUCAAGUCCAUGCCGUGGACUGUCCGAGCCGGCCUGCUGAUGAGCGGCGUCCAGGUGCUGUGGGUCCUCCUCUCCGCGAUGGCGGCAGGGGGCACGAUCGCCUCCCUCCGGACCGUGACCGGUCUCGACGGCACGACGUACAAGGCGUCCUCCUGCAGCGACGUCAUGCUCGACCCGCCCACGCGCGGCAUGGUCCACCACCUCUCCUGCAUGUGCGGCGGGCACGUGGCCUCGUACAACUCGGCCUGCGAGUACGAGGGUCGCGGCCUCUGGCUCGCCUUGUUCUGGCUGGCGAGCCUCACGUGGGGCGCGGACGUUAUCCGGAACGUGGUGACGGCGACGGUCACAGGCUCGGUGGCGUCCUGGUGGUACUCGGCCGACCGGGACGCGAGCCCCGUGCGCGGCGCCCUCUACCGCGCGACACACGGCUCUUUUGGAUCACUCUGCAAGGCGGCCGCCAUUUCGACCGCGGUGAGGCUGCUCACCCGGACGGUGCGUCGACUGGCCAAGGUCGGCCGGUGCGGGAGCUUCGUCCUGGGGUGGCUGCAGAGACUCGCAGACUACAUCCUCGCGUAUUCCAUCUGCUUCAUCUCCAUCUACGGCUUGAGCUUCUCGGAAGCCGGCCAGCGCGUCUCGGAGCUGUUCCGGCGGCGCGGCGUCACGACCAUCGCGAACGACAUCGUCGUGGACGUCGGCCUGACCGCCGUCUGCGCCGGGCUGACCGUCUGCUUCUUGUGCUUGGCCUACCUGGUGAUCACGGUGGCACACAGGGCGUUGGGAGGAACGUUCCUCGUGGGAGUCUACGUGAUCUUCCUGUUCAGCCCCCUCCUGGUGGCGUUCGUCGUGGCCACUACGGUUGAGGUCUUGCGGUCUUCCUUCAAGGCCGUGUUCGUCUGCUUCGUGCAGGACCCGGACGCCCUCGCCAGCAACCACGGUCGCCAGCUCCACGACGACCUGUCGAGGGCCUGGGGCGAGAUGCAGGCCGAGUGCCCCAAGUGGACGGUGGGCGGCGAGGUCGGCCAGCCGCACGAGGGGGGCGUCAUCGGCAUGACCCACCAGGUCUAAUUGAUAGCUUUUGCUUAAGACGGGGACGAUCAUGGAGGACCUCUCUUGUCUCUAUUGUUCCGAGAGAUGGCCCAUGUGCGAAAGAGAGGGUUGCUUUCGUAAGAGAACGGUUUCCGUGCUUGUCUUUUUUUUUUUUUUCCUGGGCAAACACAGUCGACCACGACCGUGGUAUCCGACCAAAGCCUACCGUAGCUACGUCGAGAUCGCGAGGGAAUCGCGGGGGCGUCAGGUCGGAGAUAUUUGGCCAUGAGGUCGGGGUAGUGGUAUUUAGACGAUAUGGCUUGUCGCGUGUGUGUUUCGGAGGAUAGCCGUGCACGGGGCCGGUACGAGAGGCCGGCAUCCACCACCGAUGUAUCUAGGUUUAGGGCGGGACUUGUUAAUAUGGGAGAGGGCAUGGUUGCCCUGUGGACAAGGGCAUUGGGAGGUGACGGAGAGUGAGACAGGAGGGUAUCGGGAGAGCGUUAAUCGACGUGCCCUGCGCUAAUUUUUCAUGAACCCCGAAAAGCAGACCAUCGCCAGCACCACGUAGGAUAGGGUGAAGGCGUUCGUAAGGCGGCUCUCGUGCAUUUUAUUUUGGCCUGCCCCUCUUUGCAAAACAGGGACAACUGACCACAGAAACGCUUCUUACGCUGUCCUUCGUAUGU
This is a messenger RNA of Ectocarpus siliculosus, 2249 nucleotides long. The record is from the annotation of a GenBank genome assembly. Lineage: Eukaryota; Phaeophyceae; Ectocarpales; Ectocarpaceae.